Messenger RNA from Nannizzia gypsea CBS 118893, 687 nucleotides. RefSeq lists its product as hypothetical. The record is from RefSeq and is a predicted model, not a curated record. The transcript is spliced from 3 exons. NCBI's taxonomy places the organism in Eukaryota, Fungi, Ascomycota, Eurotiomycetes, Onygenales, Arthrodermataceae. Bases 1 to 687 code for a protein of 228 amino acids.
AUGGGCCAAACUACCCGUUUUGUCUCUCUCUCAUUUGCCACAAUCUGCUCUGGUGUUCUCCAGAGCUCCUUGUUCUCCGUCCUUCUAACCUCUCCGUACCAUGUUUCCGAAGCGUCCUCUGGCUGCCUCAGAGUCAAUUUAUCCCCCAGUGAGGGUCCAAUAGCUCCUCUCUCCGUUCCUCUGCUUCGCUCGUCUACUCCGUCCAUACAACUGGCUGAGGCCGAUACCCAUAUACUCGCACUGCCACACACACGCCACAUAUUCGAUAAGUACUUUACCUUAGUUAAGGUGGAGAUUUUGGAGCAAAAGGGAGAAGAAGAACCAAAAAGAAAAGAAGACGAGACGAAGAAGCAAAAAGAAGGAAAAAAGGAUAAAAAGGAAGGCCGAGGUAAAAAGAGGAAGCCCUUAGCGUCAAUGCGUGGAAUGCAUGGGUACAUGGGUAUGGGGUGCGGACCAGCCGCUGCGCAAGAGCCCGUCGAGACCCCGUCUCGGGCUGGACUCAACUCGCUGUUCUCGGUCACCAACACCGGCAGCAGCGGCGGCAGCAGCUACCUGCCACCAGCUACCACGGCCGCCGGAACACAUCUACAUCCGUAUACGGCUCCCUCUCGUCUGUUUCACGCUCUCCAGGUAGGGCUGCAAAUACGACGCAUCCUUGCCAUAUAUAAUAAUAAUACAGGUCUAUAA